This is a messenger RNA of Stylophora pistillata, 1277 nucleotides long. Its product is annotated as ras-like protein rasD. Gene Ontology annotation, molecular function: GTPase activity; GTP binding. Gene Ontology annotation, cellular component: membrane. Gene Ontology annotation, biological process: signal transduction. NCBI's taxonomy places the organism in Eukaryota, Metazoa, Cnidaria, Anthozoa, Scleractinia, Pocilloporidae. The record is from RefSeq and is a predicted model, not a curated record.
CUGACACGCUUGUUUUCAAGUAUUUACCCAAGUUGGUUCAUAUGUAAGAGUUAUUCUUAUGAAUGGAAUUUUGCAGUUGCCUCGGCCUUUGAAUCACUUCACUCCAUCCUCUUUGUUGUUCGAUUCAAUUCCUUACCUUCCUGUAAUUCAAGGGUUGUAAAUAAGUGUGUGGCUUCGAAGAACUGACUCGAAAGCUGUGGAUGGAAAGGAGCCUUAGUCAGGCAAUCAAGGGAAGCGCACACAGACAUGUUUCGCCUGUGUGUUGUUGGAAGUGGGGGCGUGGGCAAAAGCUCUUUGACCAUUCGUUACCUGAAGAAUGAGUUCACUGAGUACUAUGACCCCACAUUAGAGGAAACAUACAGAAAGGAGAUUGAAUAUAAUGGCAAGCUUUAUGAUGUGGAGAUAGUAGACACUGCAGGUCAAGAAGAGUUUAGUUCUUUCCGUGAUUCAUCGGUUGCAACUGGGGAUGCAUUCCUGGUACUAUUUGCCAUAAAUUCCACCUCAAGUUGGCAUGAACUCAAGGAUUUAAGAAGCAAGAUCAUUCAGGAUAGGCAAUUGAGUUCCACUAUACCCAUGGUCUUGGUGGCCAAUAAGUUGGAUUUAGACGGUGAACGUGAAGUUAACAAGGAUGAAGUGCUGGAAUACUGCAAUUCAGCCGAGGUCAAUAUUCCAUUAAUUGAAACAUCAGCCAAGACUGGAUUAAAUGUCGAGGAAUCAUUUCAACUGAUGAUGCAGCAGAUUCAAAGAAUUCAACCAGCACUGUUAGAAAGAACAGUACCCAAAAAUCAUGCGAACAAACCACAGAAAAAAGAUAAUUGUGUUAUCCUCUAAGAUUAGUAGAUAAUUAGAUUUAAUUUUUGCAGCUGAGUAGGAAGAGGAAAAGGAUUUUGAUAUUAAAAACAUUUGCUGGCAAGAAGGACUUUUGUCAUUACAGGGUAUCAGUUCUGCUUUCUGUGGGUCAAUUUGGGAUGGGAACACAUACUGACAGCUUUAACACAGUGUUUUCAAUUACAGUUUUACAAUCCCUUGAAGUUUUGGACAGAAAGCAACAAUAAUGCGGGAGAUUUGUGUUUAAGCUGGUUGUGUUGUGUAAUUCAGCAAAAAAAAAAAGUAAAGAAACGAAAAAGACUAGCUCCCAGCCUUACAGCAUAAAUUUAUAGCUGUAAUAGUAUUUUGACUUUUAUGUGGCUAAAAAAUGAAGAAUAUGUGGACAUUUUAUGGCCACUGUAUGGUGACUGUGACCACUAUUUGGAAAGAAUAAACAAAUUUUCAGGCAG